GCCCCUUCUGUCGCCUAGCAACUACCUGCUCUUGCGACGCUUUAGUGUUUACACCGUUACCAGAGCGACUGUCGGACCCCCUGAGCGCAGCCAGACAUGAAUGAAUAAUUUAGUGAAUGUCUAAGGUAUUAUAAUGCCUAAUCAAGAUGAAAAAGGGAAGAAAUCUGAAAAGAAGAACCAGGGAAACAGUGCAAGGCAAUGCUCAGAUAUUAAACGGCUUUGGUCUCUGUUAAAUGUUCAGGCAAGCAAACAACAGCUUCCAGCUUUAAAAGUUGCCAGUCUUCCCAGACCUCAGCAAAAGUCUAGCAAGGCAAAUGGAUGCAAAAGUCAAAAUCUAAGUCAAGAAUCAUCUGAAGCAGUUGAGCUUGAAACAUUCAGUGUCAAUUACAAGAAUGAAAGGAAUUUCAGCCAAUACCCUGAGCAUCCUCUGUUUCUUGACAUAUUUACAGCACUCAUAAAGAACAGGCUAGCUUGCAGAGAGUGGGUUGAAAGGGCACAAGCUAUUCACCUCCUGAGAGUGUUAAUCUGCCUGAGGUUACUUAUGCGUGAUCCAUUUUAUCAGGAGGUGCUGCAUCAGAUCAAUGGUGUUGAAGUCCUUGCACAGUAUAUGGAAACAACAUCUGAUACAUACCUUUUGUAUGGAGAAGAACAUUUAAAUGUCGACAAAUUGGUUAAUAUGACUUAUAUUUUUCAAAAACUGGCAGCUGUUAAAGGUCAAAGAGAUUGGGUGAUAUCCAGUGGUGCUCAUAAGACUCUUGUAAAGCUGUUGGCUGCCAGUGACAGCAAUGUGUUGUUGGGAGCUCUGCUUGCUCUUACAAGUUUAGCUGAAAGUCCAGAAUGCAGGCAGAAGAUUAGUGAGCUUAGCAUUGUCGAAAGUCUUAUGAUGAUACUGCGUGAAUUUGAUCUUCUCUCCAAAAGGCUUGCAGCAGAUCUCUUACGCCUUCUUUGUUCAGAGACAGAAGUAAAAGAACAAGUGAAAAUUUUUGAUGGUGUCCCUACCUUACUUAGUCUGCUUCACUCUGACCAUCUUAAGUUGCUUUGGAGUGUGGUCUGGAUACUUGUCCAGAUUUGUGAGGAUCCUGAAAUAAGUGUUGAAAUCAGAACAUGGGGUGGAAUCAAGCAGCUUUUGCAUAUUUUAAAGGGAGAACAGUAUCUAAUCUCUGAUCGUUCCUCUGUUGGGAGUCUAUCAAGUGCAAAUGCAUCUGGACGUAUUCGACAUCUAUAUUUACAUGAAGAUUUGAGUCCAAGUGAAAUACAGGAAAAUAAACUUUCACUCCAGGCAGCCUGCUGUGCAGCGCUCACAGAACUUGUGCUUAAUGACACUAAUGCUCAUCAAAUAGUACAGGAAAACGGUGUUUACAUAAUUGGAAGGUUGAUUUUACCGAAUAAACAACAUGAAUCAAUUCGAAAUAAGGCUUCUAUAUUGCAGUGUUACGCUUUCCGAGCUUUAAGGUUUUUGUUUAGCAUGGAAAGAAACAGGGAUCUUUUUAAAAGAUUUUUUCCACCAAAUCUCUUUGAGGUGUUUAUUGACAUUGGGCAUUAUAUUCGGGAUAUUAAGGCAUAUGAGGAUCUUGUACUUAAAUUAAACUCUGUAAUGGAAGCAGAACUUAAGCAAAUUGCUGAUAGUAUUGAAAGCAUCAAUCAGAACAAAACGCCUACAAAAUUUAUAGGAAACUAUGCAAUUUUAGACCAUCUGGGAAGUGGAGCUUUUGGAAGUGUUUGUAAGGUCAAAAAACGUAGCGGACAAAAUCUAUUUGCAAUGAAAGAGAUCAAUUUGCACAAUCCUGCCUUUGGAAAAGACAAGAAGGAUCGUGAUAACAGUGCAGAGAGCAUUGUGUCUGAGCUCACCAUAAUCAGGGAACAGCUUUGUCAUCCAAAUAUUGUUCGGUAUUAUAAGACAUUUUUAGAAAGUGACAAAUUAUAUAUUUUGAUGGAGCUCAUUGAAGGAGCUCCUCUUGGAGAGCACUUUAAGUCACUUAAAGAGAAGAAGCAAAUAUUUUCUGAAGAGCGGAUCUGGAAUAUAUUUAUACAGUUGUGUUUAGCACUCCGGUAUUUACACAAGGAGAAAAGAAUUGUCCACAGAGACUUGACACCAAACAAUAUAAUGCUGGGAGAAAGAGAUAAAGUUACAGUCACUGACUUUGGUCUUGCUAAACAGAAGCAAGAAAAUAGCAAACUUACAUCGGUUGUGGGAACCAUUUUAUAUUCUUGCCCUGAAGUUGUUAAAAGUGAACCAUAUGGGGAAAAAGCUGACGUAUGGGCUGCUGGAUGUAUUCUUUAUGAGAUGGCAGCACUCAUUCCACCCUUUCACAGUACAAACAUGCUGUCUUUAGCUAGCAAAAUAGUAGAAGCUGUAUAUGAACCAGUCCCUGAAGGAAUCUACUCAGAGAAAGUUAAACAUGUCAUUACAAGGUGUUUGACAUCAGAUGCAGAGCUUCGUCCUGAUAUAGUGGAAGUAUGUAGUCUCAUAUCGGAUGUUAUGAUGAAAUAUGUGGAUGGAUUAUCUUCUUGCCAACUGACCAUGGAGAGAAAACUGGAGCGAGAGAGAAAGCGUGCCCAAAAAUAUUUAAUGGAGACAAAUAAAAAUGCUGCCACAUGUCGCCAUCAGUUACUCAUGCUUCCUCAUGAUAACCUUGAUGAAUCAAGCAUCAGCAGCAGUAGCAGCAGCAGCGGAGUAGCAAGCUACAAGAGUGAUUUUUCAGAGAGCAGCAUUAUGACCCCAGGCUUUAUACAAGCUGACAAUCAAGACAUCUUCAUUGCACUAGAUGAUGAAUUGGAUCCAUCUGAUAACUUUAGUUGUGCAAGCUCCAGUUAUUUUAAAGAAUGCACCACUGGGUUGUUGAAACGAAGUAUCAGUGCUUCUGCUGGAGAAAGACACGAGACCAGAGACCGUAGUGGAAGCGCCAGUUCUAAGUCAAGACCAGCAUCUGCCGGUAUUGCUGUAUCUCAGAGAAAAGUCCGUCAGAUAAGUGAUCCCAUUCAACAGAUUUUAAUCCAGUUACAUAAAAUCAUAUAUAUCACACAGCUGCCUCCAGCUUUGCAUGGAAAUUUGAAAAGGAGGAUUAUUGAACGAUACAAAAAAUCUCUUUUCAGUCUUCAAAGUAACCCAUGUAGUCUGAAAGCAGAAAUCAAAAAGGUUUUGCAGGGAUCACCUGAAAUAAUUGAGCCCAGUUUUUUUACUGCCGACUGCCAUGGACUGCUUCAGUCACUGGGGGAGAAAUCAGGUAAUCCUAAUUGCUUUGAUUUUGAGGGAGGAAUAACAUAUGAGCAAAUGCAGGUAAGGCACUCAUUUGAUUUUGCACAGUAUUUACAGUCAGUUUUCUAUUUGUAUUUAUUUCAUGCUCUCUUUUUAUGUCCAGACUAUAAUAGAGGAUGUCCUGGAAGACAGUGGCUAUUACAGUAUUAAUUCCAACAGAUACUAUUCUUAUCCAUGGGGAGUCAGAAAUCCAUCAACAGGAAAAAGAUAGCCUUUAUUCUUAUUGGUCUAGAGUUGUUAUUUUUAUUUUUUUAUUAAAACUGAAGGGAUUUAUUCGGUUGACUAAAGCUGCUUACCAUAUACACAAGAGGACAACCUUAGUUGUUAGGGCUGCUCUUGGAGACACUUUAAAGCAUUGGAAUAUUAUUGUACUAUUUGUCCGGUGCAUAUAACAUUUUGCAGAAGCAAUAUUAAGGAUUACUAGAUCAUAAUAUAUUCUAAACACAUGUAUAUACCUUUUCUGUUUCUGGAUAAUUGCCUGUUUUUUGUAUAGGAGUGUAUAUAAAGCGCAUAAAGUUGCACAACUGUUUGCUGUAUGGGAGAAAAUGCAAUCUGUACAGUAAGGUUUUAUGGGGUUGCAAAUAAAACUCGCUGCACUUUUUUAACUGCAUGACUUUUAACUCAAUAUAAAGAAUUGGAUGAUAAAGAAGAAUGUUAAUAAAAUAUAUUAAUAGUGA
Xenopus tropicalis (tropical clawed frog) is the source of this 3933-nucleotide messenger RNA. RefSeq names its product NIMA-related kinase 10 (gene nek10). Gene Ontology annotation, molecular function: protein kinase activity; ATP binding; nucleotide binding. The record is from RefSeq and is a predicted model, not a curated record. The transcript is spliced from 35 exons. Lineage: Eukaryota; Metazoa; Chordata; Amphibia; Anura; Pipidae. Bases 134 to 3406 code for a protein of 1090 amino acids.